Molecule: messenger RNA, 1353 nt
Organism: Penicillium salamii
Lineage: Eukaryota; Fungi; Ascomycota; Eurotiomycetes; Eurotiales; Aspergillaceae
Source: the annotation of a GenBank genome assembly
AUGGCUGUCUCCGCGUUCGACUCUCGCAUCUUCCGCAACCUAUUCGGAACACAGGAAAUCCGCGAUGUUUUUACGGACGAGGCUUAUGUACGCUCUCUGAUUGAGGUUGAAGCUGCUCUAGCGCGCGCCGAAGCAGCGGCUGGUGUCAUUCCUGCCGAUGCAGGCAAAGCGAUUACCGAUACUUUUGCAAGCCUUGAGAUUGACUAUGAGCGCCUCGCAAGAGACACAGAUAUUGUCGGGUAUCCCGUCCUCCCCUUGGUUCUGCAAUUGGUCGAAGGAACACCCGAAGAAACAGCGAAGUAUAUCCACUGGGGCGCAACAACACAGGACAUCCAAGACGAUGCUUCCAUGCUUCAGAUCAAACGGGGUGUCGCGCUAGUAAGGAGAGAGCUGGAAACCCUGAAGGGGGUUCUCAAAGGCCUUGCAGCCACCCACCGUGACACUCCAAUGGCAGGCCGAACACAUUUACAGCAUGCCCUCCCUAAUACAUUCGGAUACAAGUGUGCCGUAUACCUCUCCAGUGUCAUCCGACACCUUGAACGCAUUGGGGAAAUUGAGCAGCGAUGUCUGCUUGUUCAAUUCGGAGGUGCAGCGGGCACAAUAGCUUCAUUGGGUGAAGAUGAUACCGGUCUUCGGGUCCGCGAAAACCUUGCAGCAGAGCUUGGACUUAAGAACCCGGACAUCACCUGGCACGUUGCGCGGGAUAACAUCGCGGAGAUCCUCAACUUCCUCGCGCUUGUUGGUGGCACAUUGGGGAAGAUUGCAUUGGAUGUGAUGAUCAUGUCCUCUAAUGAAUUUGACGAGGUUUCAGAGCCCUUUGUGCCCCACAGAGGUGCCUCGUCCACAAUGCCACAAAAGCGUAAUCCAAUUUCCAGUGAGGUCAUUUUGGCUGCAUCGAAGAUGCUACGCGUGAAUGCAUCUCUAGGACUGGAUGCAAUGGUAACGGAUUUUGAGCGCGCAUCUGGACCAUGGCAUUUGGAAUGGGUGGCUAUUCCGGAGGCUUUCGUGACUGCAGUGGGUGCUUUGCACCAGACGAACUUCGCUCUCGGGGGCUUGGUAGUGAAGAUCGACUCGAUGAAACGCAACUUGUAUUCCACCAAGGGAUUGAUUGUGGGCGAGGCUGUUAUGAUGGGAUUGGCGCGGCAGCUGGGACGACAGGGGGCUCAUGAUUUGGUUUAUGAGGCUUGCAAGUCUGCUAUCGAACAAGACAAGACUUUGCUUGAGGUUCUCGAGGCGGUGCCCUCGUUGAAUGGAAUCUUAACGAGGGAACAGCUCGUCGCUUUCUGUGACCCUUUUAAAUAUAUGGGGGCAAGCGGGCUAAUGGUUGAUGAGAUGGUGAGACGUGCAACUUGA